Trichoderma aggressivum f. europaeum is the source of this 999-nucleotide messenger RNA. RefSeq lists its product as uncharacterized. The record is from RefSeq and is a predicted model, not a curated record. NCBI's taxonomy places the organism in Eukaryota, Fungi, Ascomycota, Sordariomycetes, Hypocreales, Hypocreaceae. The coding region runs from base 1 to 999 and encodes 332 amino acids. The transcript has 2 exons.
AUGUUGCCUCUACCGGUGCGGCGCGCGGUGGCCGCUGCUCCUCAGUGGGCAAGUGGGCUGACUUCUCUCGCCGCGUCGGCUCCAAAGGUCGCAGCCUCGCGCUUCAUCAUGAGUCGCCCUCAGCGGCGCUACUCCUCGUCAAAACCCUCAAGAUCCGAUGAGCCCAACGAUAUUGCCGCCGGCCAGUCGGUGCCGGCAUCUACCUCGCGCGGAGAGAGCAAAGGCAGCAGGAAACGAAAGAGCAAGGAUUCAGCUGACCGGAGUGCGGCUUUCAAGAAACUGCCCAGUGUUCCCAACACUCACCACAUGUCUCAAGAAGCCCUGAGCUUAUCGAGCUUCUUCUCACUCCACCGUCCCAUUUCCAUCACCCAGACCAUGCCCAGGACUGUUACAGACGAGCACUUUGCAUCCAUAUUUGCGCCUCGAUCAAAGUCGAACAGGAUACGAGACACCGUCUCUGCAAUUUCUGACACCAUUGACCAGCUGGAAGGCCCCAUGGCUCAGGUGACAAUAGGAUCUCAGGAUCAAGGGGCUGGCGAUGGUAUGCACAGAGUCGACGUUAAGAAUCCUGAUGGAACCGAAUCGAGCAUCUACCUCCAGGUUGAUACCAUGUCUGGAGAAUUCUUGCCCUUCCGCCCCCCUCCGCUGCCCGAGGCGCAGCAAGGCGCUGAGGCUGAAGGAGUUGCGGCUGAGGCUGAAGCUUUGGAAGAGGCUCACCACCGAGUUUACAAGGCCAUGUUCACCAUCGAGGAGUCCACAGAGCCGGACGGCCAAAUCAGGAUCAUCGCCCACAGCCCUCGGAUCAUCCAGGACGAGCAGCCCCGGAGCUUCUUGGAGCGUCUGGCAGUCCGCCAACUGCGGGUUGACCAAGCUCGCGGCCAGCGUGACCUCUACGCCAUCAGCGUUAAGCGACAACGAAAGCUCAAGAUGAAGAAGAAGAAGUAUAAGAAGCUGAUGAAGCGAACAAGAAACUUGCGCCGCAAGCUGGAUCGAACCUAA